GGCAAAUUUAGUGCUGACAAAACGGUCACACUCUCCUGAUAGUAAAUAAACUAUUUUCUGAAUUUGCCAAGUAAAACCUAUAAAAUUAUAAAAAAAAAUGACGCGCCAUGCCCGCAACUGCACGGCCGGAGCCGUUUACACGUACAACGAGAAGAAGCGCGAUGCGGCGGAGUCCGGCUACGGGACAAAUGCGCAGCGUUUGGGAAAGGAUUCGGUGAAGUCCUUCGACUGCUGCUCGCUGACGCUGCAGCCCUGCCGUCGUCCGGUGGUCACCAAAGAUGGCUUCCUGUUCGACAAGGAGGCCAUCCUGCAGUACAUUGUGACCAAGAAGAACGAGUACAGCCGCCGGCUGAAGGAGUACGAGCGUCUGCGUCGCGCGGAGGAGGAGCAACUGAGCCAGGAGGCCAACAGCAAGCAGCAGGCGCGCAUGGAGCGCUUCGUCAAUGCGGAGAAGCCAGCGAUGACUCCCGCCCACUCCUCUGCCGUUGGCGAGAAGCCCUCCACCUCGGCGGCAGCCACAUCCUCAUCCUCCUCCGCCACCCCCUCCUCCAGCUCAUCCAGCUCCUCCUCCAUAUCCAACAUGACCAACGGGCACGAGAAGAAGCUGCCCAGCUUUUGGCUGCCCUCCGAGUGUCCCAAUGCCGUGGCCAAGGCCCAGAAGCCGGAUGCCACCAUCUACUGCCCCGUGUCGCAGCAGCCGUUGAGGGUCAAGGAUCUGAUCGAUGUGAAGUUCACGCUGCUCAAGGAUGGCGACUCCAAGCGAUCGCUGAUCGCCAAGGAGGCGCGCUACAUGUGUCCCAUCACCCACGACGUGCUCAGCAAUGCGGUGCCCUGCGCCGUGCUCCGACCCACUGGCGAUGUGGUGACCAUGGAGUGCGUGGAGCGGCUGAUCAGGAAGGACAUGAUUCAUCCGCUCACCGAUCGCAAGCUCAAGGACAAGGACAUCAUUCCCCUGCAGCGAGGCGGCACUGGCUACGCCACCACCAACGACAAUCUGCAGGCCAAGGAAAAGCGACCCAUGCUCCAGGUCUAAAGCGAGUAUAGCUCAUUCCUUCAAAUACAAAUAAAAAAUCAUCGACAUAGACGCAUUUUUAGCAAUAAAGCAAUAGAUUCAUUUGGAUAUUGGUCUUUCUUUAACCAAGUUACAUCGUAAAAGCUGUAAAAAAAGGCUUUUAUUUGUCAAAUCUCUUAAAAUUAUUUAAAAUUCCGGUUUUAUAUCAAAACUAUAGUAAAUAGUAUAAGAAUAUGUCGCCAGAUGCACAUAACACUCACUCUUAUGGCUAUGCGUCGUACUUUGGACCCUUUUAAAAAAACGAUUUUUGAAUACUUACCUCGUCAUAAAAUUUCCAACCGCAUGGCAUUCGCAGCUGAAAAUGUAUAUUUGCAAAUGUUUUGGAAAUUCAAAUGCAAAGGUUAAGUUACUUUUUUGACAGUAAUAAGAUAUAUAAACGCCAAAUGGGUAUCUAUGAGUACAUAAACUAUCAAUUAUUACUUAGUUCGUAACUUCAACAUCUGAUUCCAGCACUCUUUGGAUUGUUUCUGCCAUAAAAGCAAUGCAAACAUAAGAUACAUUGUGCAUUAUGUUGAAUACGCUUA
Molecule: messenger RNA, 1596 nt
Organism: Drosophila gunungcola (fruit fly)
Lineage: Eukaryota; Metazoa; Arthropoda; Insecta; Diptera; Drosophilidae
Product: nitric oxide synthase-interacting protein homolog
Cellular component (GO): nucleus
Molecular function (GO): ubiquitin protein ligase activity
Source: RefSeq, a predicted model, not a curated record